Molecule: messenger RNA, 704 nt
Organism: Arabidopsis arenosa
Lineage: Eukaryota; Viridiplantae; Streptophyta; Magnoliopsida; Brassicales; Brassicaceae
Source: the annotation of a GenBank genome assembly
CGUCAUCUACAUCGGUAAAUCGAAGUGGUAUGGUCAAAUUUGACAUUGAAGUAAGAGGUCGGUGAGACUUCAGAUAAAGUUGAAUUUCGUGCUUAGAAGAACUAGCAGUGUAUACUCCGUGGAGCUUUGGUUGUAUUGUUAUGAUAUAGACAAGGCAUGUGUUUGAGAGCUAGUGUCCUUUAAAGGUUAAGGAUGAUGUUAUGCUUGAAUUCGCAUAGAAGAGAACACCGAGUUUUGUGGUUCGUCAAUGUAUUCCAAAAAUGAGCAGGACAUGGUGCUUCUGCAUCACAAAUUAGAGGUGGAACUCCCUGAAAGCAAAUGUACAGAGAAACCCAGUGCGACUCUUUUGGAAUUCGGGGACGUCUAGAACGGACAACUGUUAAUUGAAGACAAGAUCAAGCCAAGAGGAGUCUUAAGGCCUCUCGAACCAGAGCUCUGAUUUUGUUUAAGGAAAGUUUUGUGAGCUUCUUUGUCAUAAUUGUGAAAGUUUUGAGUGUGGUUCUGGUUUGAGUAGUCUGGAUUUUCGUUUCUGAUAAUGAUUUGUCUUCGUGAAGCUCCAGCUUCAGAUUCUAUAAGUAGUCUUAGAUUUUAUUAACGCUCUUGAAGUGAGGAUUGAAAGUACAGAUUGUUUUAGAUAUAAGAUGUUUUACAGAGUUGGCUUUGUUGUUGAAAUUGCAGUACAAGAGUAAAGUUCAUCAGUCAAA